Molecule: messenger RNA, 2709 nt
Organism: Symsagittifera roscoffensis
Lineage: Eukaryota; Metazoa; Xenacoelomorpha; Acoela; Convolutidae
Exons: 1
Coding region: 1-2709 (902 amino acids)
Molecular function (GO): zinc ion binding; nucleic acid binding
Source: RefSeq, a predicted model, not a curated record
AUGAACUUCAAACCUCCGCAGCUGCCCACCAAUCCCACACCUGAGCAGUGGCGAUGGUGGAAGCGCAUCUUCAUCGACGGGCUAGCCAUCAACGGGGUGGUUGAGAAUACUCACAAACUCACGUUCCUCAGGUCUCACGCCGGCUCGGAACUGUAUCCCUUGCUACAAAACGCUGAGACCUUCGACGCCGCCAUGGAUAUCCUGGACGCGCAGUUCGAGAAACCGACACGGGUCAUAUUUGCGAGGCAUGAGCUGCUAUCCUGCCGGCAGAAGGAAGGCGAAAGCAUUCCUGACUUUAUCAAGCGACUAAAGAUUCUCGUCGAGCUCUGUGAGUGCAAACCCCUUACAGCAUAUGUACAUAAACAACUGUUGCUUAGAGACGCGCUUGUUUCGGGAUUGAGGCCCGAUCAUGUCCGAGCGAGGUUACUCGAACUCGACGACACCAAAUCUGUCGACGAUUGCAUAGCACUCGCUAAUGCAGUAGAGCUUUCAACUGAUUAUUCCAGGUCAUUCCGCGCUGAAACCUCGGAACAAUCAAACUCCGUUUCGGCUUUCCAGCCUGAACAGGUUGCAGGGGCGAUUGCACAGAAGUACCCCCGAAAUAGCCGAUACACAAGCCAAAAUAACGCGUCACAUUCAAACAACUCAAACUGUGGGUACUGCGGUUUGCGUUUUCACAUACGCAGCAAGUGCCCGGCAAAGCGCGACACGUGCCAUAAGUGCCAGAAGUUGGAGCAUUGGGCCACUGUUUGUCGUGCAAGUACUCCAACUACAGUCGCGUUGCAGGGUGAGGAAUCCGAAGGAUCCCUAGCAUCCGUCAUCUGUGCAUUGUCUCCCAACACGGAGGCGAGACAGACCGUUUAUGAGAAGGUACUGAUUGGUGGCGUUCAUCAAGCACUUGCACUGAUUGACCCUGGAGCAACCGAUUGCUAUAUCAAGUUCAAGCUCGCAUGGAAAUUUGAAUUGCCUUUAACCGACGUUGAGUCAUCUACCAAACUAGCAAACGGCGACAAAUUGAAUGUGCUUGGCUUCAUCGACACACAAAUAACAAUAAAGGCAGAAUCUUAUUGUUGUCGCUUACACGUGGUUGAGUUGUUAAUUGCCGAUUUGAUCAUCGGAAUGGACGUUCUUGCUAGCCAUCAAUCGGUUUAUCUUGACCUCGGCGGUCCAAAACCACCUAUCACUUUCCACCUGGGAGGACGUGAUACCGAGAUUACUCCCCCAAUAAGCUUAGAACGAGAUCAGUGUACGAAAGCAUGUUGCAGCAUGUUCCAAAUUAUGACAACCGAGCCCCCAGCACUAUUUCCUGAGAAGCUCCUUGCCGUUGAGCCAAUUUCUUCCAAGUCUCGACGAGUUUCUGCUGACAACGCGCUAUUCAUGAAAACUGAAGUAAAGAGGCUUCUGGAUCUCGGAAUAAUUGAGCUGUCUGUUUCACCUUGGCGGGCUCAGGCCUUCGUUGUCAAGGGACCAAGCAAGAAGAGAAUGGUAAUUGACUAUUCCGAAACAGUGAAUCUAUACACCGACGUUGACGCAUACCCAUUUCCGGAUGUCGAGUCCAUGCUUACUCGUGCGGCCGCUUUUCACUAUUUCAGCAAAAUAGAUUUGAAAUCCACAUACCACCAAAUACCGUUGCAAUCAGAUGACAAACCAUUCACAGCCUUUGAGGUUGGGGGCAGACUCUACCAACUCACACGCCUUCCAUUCGGUGUUACAAACGCCGUCCCAGCAUUCCAGCGAAUAAUGGAUAGCUUUAUUGAAAGAAACCAAUUGCGCUGCGCCGAACCGUACCUCGACGACGUCUAUAUCAGUGGGAUCCCAAAGGAGGAACAUGACCGGAAUCUACACGCGUUCUUGAAAGCCGCGGAAAAAGAAAGCCUGACGCUCAACAUAGACAAAUGUACAUUUGGAACCAGGAAAUUAUCCUUGCUGGGACACAUUAUUGAAAACGGCUCGAAGAAGCCGGAUCCUGAACGCUUACGUGUUCUCAUGGAGUACCCAGUGCCCCACACCGCAGCUCAGCUGAAACGGCUACUCGGGUUCUUUGCUUACUACGCGAAAUGGGUGUCACAAUAUUCACUUAAAGUAAAGCCGCUACUAGAGGCCCAGAAACAGGGUGCCUUUCCUUUGAACCGCAACUGUGUCGAUGCAAUUGACUCGCUCAAGCAGGGCAUUGCGUCUGCAUCUCUGGCUAUACCUAUAGCGGGCGCCGGGCCGCUCCUCCUCGAAACAGACGCAUCUGGGACAGCACUAGGGGCAACAUUAUCACAAGGUGGUCGCCCUUUGGCUUUCUACUCUAGAACAUUGUCUACUUCAGAACAGAUGCAGUCGUCAGUCGAGCGCGAGGCCAUGGCUAUUGUUGAGGCGUUUCGGAAGUGGGAGCAUUUUGUUCGAACAUACGAAACGGUUGUUAAAACGGAUCAAAAAUCGGUUUCGUUCAUAUUCUCCAAACACCGUUCAAAAGUUAAAACUGACAAACUCACGAGGUGGAGGUUAGAGCUGUCAGAAUUUGCGUACACCAUCAUGUAUCGGAAAGGCAGCGAGAACGUGGGCGCGGACGCUCUAUCCAGACUCUCCGCUAUCUCGAAAGAAUCCCCAUGUCUUACGUUACAUUGCCAAUUGCAGCAUCCGGGCGUCGUCCGUAUGUGGGAGUUCGUGAGACGUCAUAAUCUAGCUUUCUCUCUUUCAGAAGUAAAGGAGGAUUAUAUAUGA